This is a messenger RNA of Rubroshorea leprosula, 1802 nucleotides long. NCBI's taxonomy places the organism in Eukaryota, Viridiplantae, Streptophyta, Magnoliopsida, Malvales, Dipterocarpaceae. The record is from the annotation of a GenBank genome assembly.
GAUUGGGCAUCUAGAAAGCUAGAGAGGAGCAAGGCGAAUGGAAAGGUCACAAGACAAUAAGAAAGCUAGUAGACACAAAGAGAAGAAACCUUUAGAUGUUGUGGGGGUAAUUAGCGUUAUAACAAUCUCGCCUUCAACAACUCCAGCAUGUAUGGCUUUAGCAGUCAAAGGAAGCCAUGAAAGCCAACCUUCAACUCAAACCAUUACUUUCAUUGGGAAGGAUUUGGAUCAAAGGGAGGUGUUCCCACAUGAACCACUAAUGGUUGAAAUAGUGGUGGAAGAUAGAAACCUACAAAAGGGGAUGAACCUAAUAAACCAAAAGUCAAAACAUUGGGAUUUGGUGGCUCUUGGAGAUAUUGUUAGGGAAAAAACUCUGAAUGUAGACAGCCUAGACAUGAGAGAGGAAUUGAAGGAAUGUCGGACUGAGCCAAUUGACCAGGUUAAACCUGUGGUUCUUGAUGAGAGGAGGCCCAAGCGUACAAUUAACAUUGGAGUAGACAUGGAUCCAAGCUUUGUAGCAAGACUGGAAAAUUGCUUAAUGGAGCAUAAAGACAUUUUUGCAUGGUGUUUGGUAGAUAUGCCAGGUAUCAAUCCAGAGGUUGCAUGCCAUAGGCUUAUAGUUAACCCAAAUGUUGUUCCUAUUAGACAAAAAGUGCAACAAUUUGGGGUUGAAAGGACUGCAGCUAUUGAAGAGGAGGUAGCAAAGCUUAAAGAGGCAGGAUUCAUUCAAGAGAUUAUUUUUUCUAAAUGGUUAUCAAACAUGGUGAUGGUGAAAAAGGCUAAUGAAAAAUGGCGAAUGUAUAACCAAAUUCCUAUGGCAAAGGAGGAUAGGGAUAAAACGGUGUUCAUAGUAGCAGGUAAGUGUGUUGAAGUUUAUGUAGAUGAUAUUUUGGUGAAAAGCAAAAGCUUAGACCAACACAUUGAAGACAUGAAACAAGUUUUCGAGGUACUCAAAACUCAUAACAUGAAGCUGAAUCCUACAGAAUGCACUUUCGGUGUUAAGGCUGGGAAAUUCUUAGGAUUCAUGCUAACAAGCAAAUGCAUUGAAGCCAAUCUAGAGAAGAUUUGUGUAGUGUUGGAGAUGAAACCUCCAUCCUCAAUAAAGGAAGGAUAUGAGUUGAGCCAAGUAAGAAAAUCAGAGAACCUUAGAGCCGAUGCCUUGGCAAAGUUGGCAAGCACAGGGCUGGCUUAUCCAGAAUCUAAUGGGCAAAUAGAGGCAGCUAAUAAGGCUAUCUUGGAAAGUUUAAAGAAGAAGAUAGGGUCUGCAAAAGGAACUUGGACAGAGUUACCAUAUACUUUGUGGGUGUACAGAACAAUGCAUAAGACUCCAACAGGAGAAACUUCAUUCAACUUAACAUAUGACUCAAAAGCUGUGGUGCCAGUUGAAGUUAAGAUACCAAAUUACAGAAUGAGCUAUUUUAAUGUAGACUCCAAUGAACAAGCUUUAAGGGAGAAUCUAGAUCUUUUGGAAGAAACUAGGAUCUGCCCCAAAUCCGUGUUGCCCAUUACCGUAGGAGAGUGGACAAGUACUAUAAUAGUAAAGUUAGACCCAAGGACUUACGCCAAGGAGACUGGGUCUUACGAAAGGUAGAGGUCACAAAGCGCAAUUCACGUGAAGGGAAGUUACGCCCCAGUUAGGAAGGACCAUAUUUGAUUCAAAAAGACUUGAGUAAUGGAGCUUUUAAACUUGUUAAGCCUGGUGGAACUUCAAUCCCAAGGACUUGGAAUGCAGCUCAUCUGAAGAAGUAUUAUGAGUAAUUUUUUCUUAUUUUAAUGAGGUUGAAUAAAUUUUGUGAAUAAGA